Chenopodium quinoa (quinoa) is the source of this 2469-nucleotide messenger RNA. RefSeq names its product heat shock 70 kDa protein 18-like. The record is from RefSeq and is a predicted model, not a curated record. Bases 308 to 2245 code for a protein of 645 amino acids. Gene Ontology annotation, biological process: protein refolding; cellular response to unfolded protein. Gene Ontology annotation, molecular function: ATP binding; ATP hydrolysis activity; heat shock protein binding. The transcript is spliced from 2 exons. Lineage: Eukaryota; Viridiplantae; Streptophyta; Magnoliopsida; Caryophyllales; Amaranthaceae. Gene Ontology annotation, cellular component: cytoplasm.
ACUAUGUGGCCGGUUGUAAAAGAACAAAGUAACCCCUACAUAACAUUAACAGAGUUACCUCUAUAACACUAACAAAUUAAACCCAUAAUAAUCGAUCACACGGUGUGAGCAUGUGGUCAGUCACGUAUGAAAAUUUGUGUUGGGAUAAAGAAGAGGUUAUUCAAUUUCAUUUUUGUUUCAACUAAAAUGUAAAUAAAAAAUACUUCCUAUAAACUAGUAAAACUUGAAUUUUUACCAUUUGAAACAGAGAGGUCGGGUGAAACUAAAAGUCUAAGUGAAGCAGUUAACUGAGAAGUGAGUUUGGAAGAUGAACGGAGGAAAAGAAGCAAAAUUAUGGCCGGCGAUAGGAAUCGAUCUCGGAACCACUUACACAUGCGUCGGAGCAUGGUCCCCACAACAAGACCGCGUUGAGAUAAUCACCAAUGAAUUAGGCAACCGUACGACGCCGUCUUGGGUCGCAUUCAACGAUACGCAGCGUCUCGUUGGCGAGGCUGCCACCAACCAAGCCGGGAAUAAUCCUACCAACACCAUUUUUGAUGCUAAGAGGCUUAUAGGUAGAAAAUUCAGCGAUGAAAUGGUACAAAAAGACAUUAAGCUCUGGCCAUUCGAAGUGAUUCCUACUGCUGAUGGAGAGGAUUUCAAGAAGCUUAUAAUUGUAGUUACUUACAAGGGUGAAGAGAAACAAUUUGCUCCAGAGGAGAUAUCCUCAAUGCUUCUCAUGAAGAUGAAACAGAUAUCAGAGGCGUAUCUUGGUUCAGAAGUUAAGAAUGCUGUUGUUACUGUUCCUGCCUACUUCAAUGAUGCCCAGCGGCAAGCAACUAAAGAUGCUGGUGUCAUUGCUGGCCUGAAUGUUAUGAGGAUAAUUAAUGAGCCAACCGCAGCUGCCAUUGCAUAUGGUCUUGAUAGGCAAGGUACUAGCAGUGAUGUGACAAAGAAUAUUUUGGUUUUUGACCUUGGUGGUGGAACUUUUGAUGUCUCUUUGGUCGCAAUCAAGAAGGGUGUUUUCGAAGUAAAAGCUGUUAGUGGGGAUACCCACCUUGGUGGAAGAGAUUUUGACAAUCGAUUGUUAAGCCAUUUUAUUGCUGAGUUUGAGAGGAAACACAAGAAAGAUUUAAGUGACAAUCGUAGGGCUGUUGGAAGGCUGAGAGCUGCUUGUGAGAAGGCUAAGAGACUCCUUUCUUCAACUACAGAGACUACUAUUGAGAUUGAUUGCCUUUUUGAGGCAGUAGAUUUCUCUUGUAGCAUUACUCGUGCCCGAUUUGAAAAGAUGAAUAUGGAUUUGUUCCAAGAUUGUAUGUUACCUGUUCAAAUGUGUUUGAGAGAUGCCAAGAUGGAAAAGAGUGAAAUUCAUGAUGUUGUUCUUGUGGGUGGGUCAACCCGAAUACCAAAGAUUCAGCAAUUGUUGCAAGAUUUUUUCGAUGGAAAGGAGCUUUGUAAAAGUAUUAACCCAGAUGAGGCCGUGGCGUGUGGAGCUGCUUUUCACGCUGCAAUCUUGGCUGGUGUAGGUAGUAAUAAGAACUCUGUGCUUGUGGAUGUUACUCCUCUGUCCCUUGGUAUGCAAUUAUACUUUGGUAACAUGAAAGUAAUAAUUCCUCGGAAUACGUCAGUCCCAACGAAGAUGAUCAGCAGAGUUAGUACUGCGGUUGACUACCAGAAAACUGUACAAUUUCCAGUAUAUGAGGGUGAGAGACCCAUUGCUAAUGAAAACAACUUAUUGGGCCAAUUUUCUCUGCAUAUCCCUCCAGCACCUCAAGGCGUCCCUCAGUUUGAUGUCUGUUUCAACAUUGAUGUUGAUGGCAUUUUAACUGUGUCUGCAGAGCUUGUUGGCACAAACAACAAGGACCAAAUCACCAUCGCCAAUCACAGUGGGAGGUUAUCAAAGGAAUCGAUUGGCAAGAUGAUGAAGUCUGCCCAAAAGUAUAAGGCUGAGGAUGAGGAGCGCAAGAAGGCAGCCAUGGUUAAAAACAAGUUGGAGAAUUAUAUAUACGAGGUUAAGGGAACCUUAAGAGGUAGUGGAACGAAGAUGAAUAACAAGGACAAGAGAAAAGUGGGUGAUGCCAUUGAGAAGAUAACCCAGUGGCUGGAGUGGAACUAUUUGCUUGCUGAAGCUGUCAAGUUUGAGGAGAAAAUAGAAGAACUUAAAAGCAUCUGCAAACCUAUGUUCGCAAAGAUGCACCAGCAGGAGGAUGGUACUCCUAAGGCUACCCGUGGUUGCUCCAAGAUUGAGAUUAUAGAACUCGAUUAAGCUUUAAUCAUAUAGCGAACCUGAUCACAACUAUUUUGUCAUUAGUCUUUUAGUACAAGUGAUCCAUUAGGCAGAUAUGAAUAUGGCUGUUGAUUUUAUCAGCAAGUGCCUGUACAGAAUGUUCCCACCUGAGUACUUGCAGUUCUCAUGUAUGCCUUGCUUUGCUAUGAUAUGCUUGCUCAUUUUUUGAGCUUGCACCCUGAUUUAGAGGCUGUUUGCUUACA